AUGAAACUCUUAACAGCCGUUUUUCUCCUUUUUUGUGCCAUCCUGUGUGACCAUGCGUUCGGAAAUAAUAUAAACCACUCAGGUCCUCACCAUCCCAAGAAGAAAACCCCCAAGAGCAAAGCCCCAGAGCCACUCAUUGACGUGCACGAGUUGAUAGGCGAAAUGGUUAGAAAAGAAGAGGAACUCAUAAACGUAACGAAGAAGAAAUCCAAAUAUAAAUUGGCAACAACAGUUCUUGCUUCAGCCCUAGGUCUUGUAUCAGCAGUUCUCUUAGGAGGUGCCGGAUUAGUCUUUUAUAAUGCCGGAAACGGAAGACACCCAUUCUCCCUUGGAGGUGGAAAGGGCGGAGAAGCUGCUCCCGCGGAAUCAGCUCCAACUGUAGAUGAACCAGCAACAAAAUAA
Plasmodium knowlesi strain H is the source of this 402-nucleotide messenger RNA. RefSeq names its product circumsporozoite-related antigen. NCBI's taxonomy places the organism in Eukaryota, Apicomplexa, Aconoidasida, Haemosporida, Plasmodiidae. Bases 1 to 402 code for a protein of 133 amino acids. The transcript has 2 exons. The record is from RefSeq and is a predicted model, not a curated record.